AGCCAGUUCAGCGAUCCGAACUGCUCUAUAGCUCGCUCGGCGAUCUCCGAGGUCUUCGCUGCCUGUCUUGGUACGGUUCCAGAUACGACGAUGCUGCUCGGGAAGCGGUCGAGGCCUCCGAUGCGGCGGACGACGAGCUCGCUGGAGUUUCCGGAUGGCGGAGUCUCCUUUGACGUCGAGGCCCCUCAGCCGCUGGAUCAGGGCGAAUCGAUCGGGUUCCAGCCUCUGGAUCCGCGGUGGGGCGCGGCGGAGGUGGCGCGUCGAGCGGUCAACGUCUCUGGGGCGGACUGGCGCGCGGCUCGGUUCGUGGGGUCCAUGCUUUCCCCCCGCGGCGGCGUGCAGAGGAGCAAUCCUGUGGAGUUGUCCGGCGACCACCCUGGGACCGCGGCCUUCUUGAGGGCAUGUGGUCUCUGCAAUCGACGCCUCGGACCCGGCCGGGAUGCGUUCAUGUACAGGGGUGAGAUUGCUUUUUGCAGCCUGGAAUGCCGUCAGGAGCACAUGAGCUUGGAUGUGCCUUCAGCAGCACAGGAACCAUGAAGAGUAUCUGGUGUUCGAGCUUUCUUCAUCUUUAUCUGGAGGACUGUGGAUUCAAAUGCUACAAAGCAACCAAAUGGAUGGCGCCCUGUGGUUCUGUAUUUUCCGGCAGCAUCAAUAACAGAUUCAUCAGCGCUAAAGAAGAGAAAUCUUAGACUCGAUGCUGCUGUUCUUUUUCAAUUUUUUCUUGGUGCUCAAAAGAAAGCAAGUAUCAAUUAUCUUCCUCCAUUUUCCCUGAAAGAUGGUUCUCUUUUUCGAAUGAUAGGACUUAGGAGACGCCUUUGGAUUUCAAUCACAAGGUUUAUUUUAGGUGGCCAUGUUAAUUUCUCCGAAAAUCAAUUGGGGGUUGUUAGA
Messenger RNA from Zingiber officinale, 888 nucleotides. Its product is annotated as FCS-Like Zinc finger 6-like. The transcript has 2 exons. The coding region runs from base 91 to 537 and encodes 148 amino acids. The record is from RefSeq and is a predicted model, not a curated record. Lineage: Eukaryota; Viridiplantae; Streptophyta; Magnoliopsida; Zingiberales; Zingiberaceae.